UUUUUUUUUCCCAGAAGUUUAACUGCACAUUUGUUUGUUAUCCAUCAUGGGCAAUCAAUCUGUGGACGCCAAGAAGCGCAAGUCGCCCUCCGAUGCUCAGAAUGCAAGCCGUAAGAAGCAGAAUGUCAACAAGAACGAAGCUAAACAGACCGAUGCUCCUGCCAACGAUGCCAACGAUACCAUCGACACCACGAUUACUGAUCAGCCUUCUGGAUCUUCCGAAGGCAAGCCGUUGAAUCUCGAUUUUGAGAGUCUCGAAUGCUGCGAAAAGACCAAGAAUGCUAUCAAGGAUUUGGGCUUCACUAAAAUGACCGAAGUUCAGGCUCGUACCAUUCCUCCCCUGAUGGCCGGUCGGGAUGUGCUCGGUGCGGCCAAGACAGGUUCCGGUAAAACCUUGUCCUUCCUGAUUCCCGCCGUAGAAAUGCUCUAUCGAUUAAAGUUCAAGCCGAGAAAUGGUACCGGUGUGAUCAUUGUAUCGCCUACUCGUGAAUUGGCGCUUCAGAUUUUCGGCGUGGCCAAGGAAUUAAUGAAAUACCAUCAGCACACAUUUGGUAUUGUCAUUGGCGGUGCCAACAGAAAAGCCGAAGCAGACAAGUUGGUCAAGGGUGUGAAUUUGUUGGUCGCUACUCCCGGUCGUUUGUUGGAUCAUCUUCAGAACACGCGCGGCUUCAUCUUCAAGAAUUUAAAAGCACUCGUAAUUGACGAAGCGGAUCGUAUUUUGGAAAUCGGUUUCGAAGAGGAAAUGCGCCAGAUUAUCAAAAUUCUUCCUUCAGAUCGACAGUCGAUGCUAUUCUCGGCUACUCAAACCACCAAGGUGUCCGAUCUUGCUCGUAUUUCUUUGAAAAAGGGACCCUUGUAUAUCAACGUCGACGAACGUAAAGAUACAUCGACCGCCGAAGGCUUGGAGCAGGGUUACGUGAUUUGCGAGUCCGAUAAACGGUUCCUGCUGCUCUUCACCUUUUUACGAAAGAACCUGAAGAAGAAAGUAAUUGUGUUUUUCUCCAGCUGUAAUUCGGUAAAAUAUCACGCUGAAUUGAUGAAUUACAUUGACGUGCCAGUGUUGGAACUGCAUGGACGUCAAAAACAACAAAAACGAACGAGCACCUUUUUCGAAUUCUGUAAUGCGGAAAAGGGUAUUCUGCUGUGUACGGAUGUGGCGGCUCGUGGUUUAGAUAUCCCUGCGGUGGAUUGGAUUGUUCAGUUUGAUCCUCCGGAUGACCCUCGUGAUUACAUUCAUCGUGUGGGCCGAACUGCGCGUGCGGGAGGACGAGGAAAGAGUUUACUGUUCUUAUUACCCAGUGAACUGGGUUUCCUAAGAUACCUGAAACACGCCAAGGUCCCGUUAAAUGAAUACCAAUUCCCUCAAAACAAAAUUGCCAAUGUUCAGGCUCAGCUUGAAAAACUUGUGGAGAAGAACUACUACCUGAAUCAAUCCGCUCGUGAUGGUUACCGAUCGUACCUGCAGGCGUACGCUUCUUUCAGUUUGAAAAAGAUCUUCAGCGUCGAUAAUCUCGAUUUGGCCAAAGUGGCAAAAUCUUUUGGAUUCAGUGUACCACCCAAAGUUAAUUUGACCAUGGGCAAGAAGAGGACCUAAAAAAAAAAGGCGCUUGUUUUGUUAUUUCGUUUGUCAUUAUUCAUUUUCAUAAUUCUUCAUGCAUUCCUUUUGUGAUUUUUUUUCUGUGAAUAAAAAAAGUACCUUGUUAGAGUGUUUCCAC
Messenger RNA from Radiomyces spectabilis, 1715 nucleotides. RefSeq names its product P-loop containing nucleoside triphosphate hydrolase protein. NCBI's taxonomy places the organism in Eukaryota, Fungi, Mucoromycota, Mucoromycetes, Mucorales, Radiomycetaceae. The coding region runs from base 47 to 1594 and encodes 515 amino acids. Gene Ontology annotation, biological process: maturation of LSU-rRNA from tricistronic rRNA transcript (SSU-rRNA, 5.8S rRNA, LSU-rRNA). The record is from RefSeq and is a predicted model, not a curated record. Gene Ontology annotation, cellular component: nucleolus. Gene Ontology annotation, molecular function: RNA helicase activity; ATP binding; nucleic acid binding. The transcript is spliced from 4 exons.